Molecule: messenger RNA, 810 nt
Organism: Tetranychus urticae (two-spotted spider mite)
Lineage: Eukaryota; Metazoa; Arthropoda; Arachnida; Trombidiformes; Tetranychidae
Molecular function (GO): coenzyme A diphosphatase activity
Source: RefSeq, a predicted model, not a curated record
UGUUAUUUUUUUAUGGUUGUCUGUUUAAACUGUUAUUAUAAUACGAUCCCUUUAUGAUGAAAUUUUAAAACAUGUGAUACUGUAACCUUAUUUUUUUCUAGUGCACAUUAGUUAAUAAUUUAAUUAUGGCUAGAUUUAUCUAUAAAAUGGUCAUUGAAGGUGCUCAAAUUGUAGGCCGUGCAUUUGCUCGGGCUCUUAAACAAGAAAUGGCAGCUAGCCAACAGGCUGCUCAGAGACGGGCCACUUCUGCUGGAGCCAAUAAAGAAAGUGCAACACAGGAUCUUAAACACGGAAUUAGUUUAGAAGAAGCGAUUAAAAUAUUAAAUAUUGAGAAGCAGUUAAAUAAGGAGGAUAUCGAAUCCAAGUAUAAACAUUUAUUCGAAGUUAAUGAUAGAAGUAAAGGCGGUUCCUUUUACAUCCAGUCAAAGGUUGUAAGAGCGAAGGAAAGAAUCGACCAAGAGCUAUUGAUAAUGGACAGUAAACAAAAUAGUAGUGAAAAAACAGAAUCACCACCAAGGUAGCCAUGGAUAGAGACAUUACUAGUGAUAUUUAACUAUUGAAAUUAGUCAUUAAUUGCUGACUGUGAACCGUUUUUGAUUGCAAUGAAUGCCUAGAACUAAUCUACAUAUUUGACUAAACCCAAAAAUAGUUUUAUUAUAAAUUGAUUCUGUAGAUUGAUUUACUUGAUUCCAUUUGGAAAGUAAUUAAAUAUUCUGAUUAUGUAAACUAUUUAUGAAAAUAAUUUAGUCUAUGAUUAUUUGUAAUACGUUGAUAUUUAGAAAAGUAAACUAAAUUUUUCCUUCUUGGGUA